Molecule: messenger RNA, 1719 nt
Organism: Diachasma alloeum
Lineage: Eukaryota; Metazoa; Arthropoda; Insecta; Hymenoptera; Braconidae
Gene: exp
Exons: 7
Coding region: 241-1632 (463 amino acids)
Biological process (GO): regulation of DNA-templated transcription
Molecular function (GO): protein binding
Source: RefSeq, a predicted model, not a curated record
AAUCACUUUUACCGCGGAAAUAGUAGUUUGUAAGUGUAUUACCAUUAAUCCGUAGAUUUUUUGUAUGAAAAAGUGCGGAAACAGAAAGUAUAACAAGGAAGGAUUAUGGACGAAUGGGAAAUAACUGGGUGGAUAAAGCGUAUGUGACAUUCAAGUUGGACCAUAUUGGAGUUCCGUGACGACGCAAUUGAGCCGCUGUCAUUCGAUUGAGCAACAGCAUUUGUACAAAGGUGAGAGGAGAUGGUAUCGAGAAGAAAAAUUCUAUCCCGUUCGAGGGACAACCUCGCAGACGCUCAGUACGAGGAUCAGGAAGAGGAGGAUGUCUGGUAUAAUUUGGACAAGUUGUACAAGGACCACAUACAAGAGGUGUUGGACAAGUGGAAUCAGAUAGACGAUGAGAUCUGGGCAAAGGUGAUCGUCUUCGAGCGAAACAGAAGAGUGGCAAAGGCGUACGCGCGGGCACCGGUUCUCACUGUCAAUGGUUCCAAUGAUGGCUUCGAUGGGUUUAGGAUAGGAUUAUGUGGAUUUGAUAAUCCAAUGAGAGACCCAAAAACAGAGGAAGCCAAAAGACAUAUAAAUCAAGGAGUAAAGAUCAAAAUGGACGAUCAAGGAAAUAUACUCAUCAAGAGACUGUGUAAGAGUAAUGUUUACAUUAAAACAACACACCCAGAGGAUAAUGCCGUGGGUGCUGAGAUACUGAGGAAUUCACAGGGUGCCUUGGAGCACGAGAAACCGGGAAAAAUAUUUGACAUGAACAAAUACCAAACGAAUUUGUCGAGAGAAACGAGGCGAGCUUAUCCAGACAGAAAGAGAUUAGAGAAACAGUGUCUAAGUGCUAUUGUCUUUGUACGCACUGAGGCAGAUUUAUUACAGUGCCCUGUUUGGGUACUCAUUGUCAAUGUCGUGGGUUUGGAUAUGCUGAAAUCAAAGUUGCCACCAAUUUUAGCUCUUCAAAGGCCCGUUGACAUUAAAAACCGCCCGCGAAUUCCAAUCCCCGAUGAGGAUCCCUACAGCGUCGCAGGUGUUUCCUCGUCUUCCGGUCCCAGUGACGGGAGAGACAUGAGCAGAGAUCCAAGACAGGAAUCGAUAUAUGGGCACUCGUCAAGUUACCAUCAACGCCGAGCGGAAAGACCGCCGAAACUUCCGCCAAGGGAGAACCUUUAUGGCCAUGGCAUUCCUAAGCCCGAUUACGAUGAUAUCGAAGACGACUAUGGUACAAGCAACGGUCGACCUACAGUCUUAGUUGCCGACGAGAAAAAGAGUAAAAAGAAUGACAGUAAAAAGUACGAUGAUCCUUACUACUGUGGAUUGCGUGCACGAGUACCAAAUUUCGUAAAGAUGGCAAAAAACAGUCAACAUCAACCGAAGAUGCAUCCGUCGUACGGCCACGUAAGACCGUCAUACGCCGGCCCAACCGGAUACACUAGUAGUCAAUCGUCACAAAUUUAUGCAAGUCAUGCACCGAUUAAAAGACCCCCUAUCAUGUACCACGCUAGAAGCUUUGAGAGUGGACUAGAUUCCGAUGAUCGAGUAGAUUCACCGUACAACCACAUUUAUGGAAGAUUACCAAUACCCACGAGAGGCGUCAUCCCGCCCACACCACGUGCUAUGUACAUCGGAGAAUGGGAUUAACAAUUGACACGUUUAAUCUCCUAUUUUGUAUGUACCUAUAAACUGUAUAUUGUUAAUAUACCACAUAAAUACUCAUAUUUUUUAUGA